CAACAGCUUCGCCAAAUGCAGCAGCAGUUGAACGAAAUCAGUGUGAUUCCGAUGCAAAUUCAUGCCACACUCAGUUUUCUCACCAAAACACUUUCAAAGUUUGCUCCCCCCGAGUUGCAAAUGGAACUCCCGGAAGCUCUACGAUCCUCGACGACACUAUCGAACGAUGAAGUGCGGGAAACCAAUGACCCAAUCAACUUACAGCGACUUGACGAAGAGGAUGAAUCGACUCAGAAUGACCCAGACGAAGAAUUUGCAAUCACCCUGGAAAGCUUGUUUGACGAAUCCGAGGUCUUGGAAUCGUUGCCGGCACGAAAUGGAGUUGAGGACGACAACCGAUCCGAUCAGGAGGAGGAUACAGAGCCAGAAAUGAGUGAAGAGGAGCGAUUGCGAAUUGAGAAAUUGGAGCGUGUCAUCAAACUGCAAAAAUCAUGGCCUUGGAGCCAGACGGAGAAACCCAUUCAUAAACGAUCCAACUGCCACUUGGUACCCAGCAUCGCGCUGGAACGGUCAAAAAUCAAACAAUUCCCGGACAGGGAAGCGUUACCGUUCUACAAACACGCCGUUCUGCAACGCGCUGGACAUUGA
Molecule: messenger RNA, 588 nt
Organism: Anopheles bellator
Lineage: Eukaryota; Metazoa; Arthropoda; Insecta; Diptera; Culicidae
Exons: 2
Coding region: 16-588 (190 amino acids)
Source: RefSeq, a predicted model, not a curated record